CAAUGGACGUAAAUAAAGUAAGUGGCCCAGUAACAGUCAGGAAAUUAAAAAACCAACUGCUAUCUGCUGAAGAAAUAACAAUUAAAUACGUAGGAAGACAAGAACCACCAAAAAUAACUCCAGAGUUACAAAUACUUUUCAAAAAUUACAACGAAAGAAAAGUUUUCUGCGUUGGAAAUCGCAUAAACAUUCCAUUUUAUGGAAAAAAUUUACCAUUCAUAAUUGUUAAUAUCACUCAAGGUAAAGAUAAUAAUUCAUCACUAAAUACCUCCAGCAAAGAUGACCUUGCUGACGGACUUGAAAGAAUGAGUAUAACUAACUCAAAAUUUUUCCUCUCUUUAUUUACUACGGAAUGGAGAGUCAUCAAAGACGAGAUAAAUUCAGCAGUGAAUAAAAAGAGUAAAAUAACGGUAAACGAUAUCGGUGGAUACGAUAAACUCUUAAGUGAAUUACGCGAUAUUGUUGACGUUGUUUUAGGUAAAUGUAAGCAAUUUUUAAAAGGUUUUAGAAUUAGCAAAAGUAUAUUACUUUAUGGCCUCAAUGGGGUUGGUAAAACAACAAUACCUAAUGUUUUAUUGUCUAGUUACGAUGUAAAAGUAUUUUCAUUUAAAGCUAGUGAAAUAUACACAAAAUAUUUAAACGACGAUAAUAAAAAAAUAUCAGACUUAUUUGCCGAGGCAAAAGCUGAAGCACCCAGUGUGAUAUUUAUUGAUGAUAUUGACACGUUAUUCACAAAAAAAGGAUUGUCUGACAGUGAAAAACGUUUUUUGGCAACGUUGAUACAAGAAAUUGAUGAUUUACAGGAAUCUGAUGCCAACACUCUACUGCUUAUGACUACUUCGAAACUAGACUCAAUCGAUAGUUCACUGAGACGUUCUGGUAGACUAGAUCGUGAAAUAGAAAUUCCUACACCAACCCCAAAUAUGCGUUGUGAAAUAUUAAAAAAAUUAAUAUCUAAAAUGCCAAAUACUUUUAAUGAUGACGACUUCAAUGAAAUAGCAUAUGUAACUCAUGGUUUCGUAGCUGCUGAUUUGAAUGUGCUUUGCUCUCAAGCUGGUAUGCGAGCAAUUAAACGACAUCAAGAUAAUAACUUAAGUCCGUAUGUGUAUGUCAGUGCGCUUGAUUUUAUGGGAGCUUUGAGAACAGUUAAGCCAACAGCGAUGAAAGAAAUUUCUGUUGAGGUACCUAAUGUUAAGUGGUCUGAUAUUGGUGGUCAGAAAUCACUUAAAUUAAAAUUAUGUCAAGCGGUUGAGUGGCCUUUGAAAAAUCCAGAUGUCUUUAUACGACUGGGAAUCACUCCUCCAAAAGGACUUUUGAUGUACGGUCCACCGGGUUGUUCCAAAACAAUGGUUGCUAAAGCCUUAGCGACUGAAAGUAAACUUAACUUUAUAAACAUCAAGGGUCCAGAAUUAUUUUCAAAAUGGGUCGGUGAAUCCGAACGAGCUGUUCGCGAAGUAUUUCGUAAAGCAAACGAAGUUGCGCCAUCAAUAGUGUUUAUUGAUGAAAUCGAUGCUAUCGGUGGUGAAAGAGCUACCGGAGAUGCUGCUAAUGCAAGUAACAACGUUCAAGAACGGGUCUUGGCACAAUUAUUAACGGAACUUGAUGGUGUGACUGCAUUAGGAAAUGUUACACUUGUUGCUGCUACUAACAGGCCGGAUCGUAUAGAUAAAGCAUUACUAAGACCAGGAAGAUUGGACAGACUUGUUUAUGUCCCAUUGCCAGAUGCUGAUACUCGUAGAGAAAUAUUCAAAAUAAAAUUUUUAAAAAUGCCGGUUGAUGAAGUUUCUGUUAAAAUCCUUGAUCUCGUUGAUCUUACUGACGGAUAUUCAGGAGCGGAAAUUCAAGCAGUGUGCCAUGAAGCUGCAAUGAGUGCAUUACAGGACGAUAUUAAUUCAAAGGUGUUACUGACUAAACAUUUUGCAGAUGCACUAAAAAUAGUGAAACCACGGACUUCUGCAAAGCUUAUUACAUUAUAUGAAAAUUUUUGUAAUAACACUAAUAACAAAUAAAUAAGACUUUUUAUAAAUUUUAUAUUUUGCUACAAGAGUCAAAUAAACAGUUAUACUUUUAUAUAUCA
Molecule: messenger RNA, 2077 nt
Organism: Cotesia glomerata
Lineage: Eukaryota; Metazoa; Arthropoda; Insecta; Hymenoptera; Braconidae
Product: ATPase family protein 2 homolog
Cellular component (GO): cytoplasm
Molecular function (GO): ATP binding; ATP hydrolysis activity
Source: RefSeq, a predicted model, not a curated record